Molecule: messenger RNA, 1966 nt
Organism: Microplitis mediator
Lineage: Eukaryota; Metazoa; Arthropoda; Insecta; Hymenoptera; Braconidae
Product: serine protease snake-like
Exons: 5
Coding region: 152-1663 (503 amino acids)
Biological process (GO): proteolysis
Molecular function (GO): serine-type endopeptidase activity
Source: RefSeq, a predicted model, not a curated record
AAAAACUUAGUGGGGAUAGAAAUGACUGAAGAGAAUACGCGCCGAUGAGACAAGCCAGAGUAUAUUGUGAAAGGUCGUCACAGUCAUUCGUCUAAAAUGAACGUUCAUCAGAUUUAAAUAUUUCAAUUUUUCACGAGUACUAUUUGUCAAGAUGAAUUCACUUAUUUUUUACCCGGUAUUCUGGAGAUUAAUUUAUACUGCGAUUGUUUUCGGACAAUUUUACGAAGGCGAAGAUUGCAGUCUGAGUGAUAAUACACGGGGCGUAUGUAAAUCGUUAUCAAAAUGUGAUGCUGUUUAUCAAGAGCUAUUAUCCGGGAAUAUUCCCAAGAGUAUUUGCAGCUACUUGAAUUUUGAGCCAAUCGUUUGUUGUCGUACAUUGACAAGUACCAAUAGCGGUAAAACAAGUUUUGCAACAACAGGAACAACACGCAAGCCAAUAACUACAACACAAAGGUCAACAAGUUGGUUUUUUACGACUAAAAAUCAAAGAAGAACAACAGAACGUGAUACCGAUUCAUGGGUUUUUGAAUAUCCUGAAACUAGUUCACCUAGAUUUCCUGAUAAUACUAAUCAAUUUAAUUAUAAUAAUAACAAUAAUAAUAAUAAUAACUAUCAUUAUAAUAAUAAUAAUGAUAACAAUUACAAUAAUAAUGAUAACAACUACAAUAAUAAUGACAACAAUUACAAUAAUAAUGAUAACAACUACAAUAAUAAUGACAACAAUUACAAUAAUAAUGAUAACACUUAUAAUAAGAAUGAUGAUAAUAACAAUCAAUUUCAAAGUAGAGGUAACUUGGCAAGACAAAAAUGUUCAGAAUAUGCACGUUCCAUUUACACACUGGUAACGCCACCAACAUUAGCAGGCAAUCGUCAACCGGUCAAUGUAUCUCUCUGUGCAAUAAAGUCUCAAAAACUUAUUGUUGGAGGCACUAAAGCCGCGCCAAAAGAAUUUCCGCAUAUGGCAGCUAUUGGAUAUAAUUCACGAGGGGAAAUUUUGUGGCUUUGCGGUGGUACACUAGUCUCGGAAAAUUUUGUAUUAACUGCUGCUCACUGCACUCACUCUCUGGAUUACGGUAAAGCAACGCGGGUCAGAGUGGGCGAUUUAAAUUUAAAACGUAGUGACGACGAUGCAAGACCUCAAAUGCGUAAAAUAAUUAGUAUAAUUCGUCAUCCGGAUUACAAAAAGCCGCUAGAAUAUCAUGAUAUUGCGCUUUUAAAAAUGGAAAGUCCGGUAAAGUUUGACGCUUGGGUAAGACCGGCUUGCUUGCCUUAUGGAAUGAUGAAUACUGAAAACGCGAUUGCUACUGGAUGGGGUCGAGUUGAUUGGGCCGAUGAAGAAGGAUCUGAAGAUUUGCUCAAAGUAACUUUGGCGAUGGUACCCCACCAAAAGUGCAAUUCAAAUUUUAUGAGUGGCGGUAAUGAUUACAAGUUGAAACAAGGGGUGAUAGAUGAGUGGCAGUUGUGUGCAGGUGAAGAGGGCAAGGAUACGUGUCAAGGUGACAGCGGUGGUCCAUUAGUUAAUUUUAAUAAUGAAUAUAGUUGCAUGUAUAACGUUAUCGGUAUAACAAGUUUAGGGCGAUUCUGUGGAAGUUUCGUUCCGGGUAUUUAUACACGUGUUUCUUAUUAUAUUCCAUGGUUAGAACAAACUAUUUGGCAGCGAUAAGUUUUAUAACUAUUUUUAUCUUUAUACGCUGUAAAAAAUUUUGAGUGAUUACGGAUUUUAUUUAAAUCCGAAAGUCGCGGGAUUCCGGAGUUUAAAAAAAAAUCACUCCGCAUACGAAGUCGACAGGGAGUUUGUUUUUUUAGCUGAGUGAUCCGGAUUUUAUUCCGCUCCGCAGUCACUCCGGAUUUACUCCACGUUCACUGCGCUAAUUUUUUACAGCGUAUGAAAUUUCUGUAUAAUUAGAAAUAUAAAAAUUGUAAAUAAUAAUAAAUUUAAUAAAAAACCUACAGAAUUUAUUUGAUA